Messenger RNA from Arachis duranensis, 1166 nucleotides. RefSeq names its product gibberellin 3-beta-dioxygenase 1. Gene Ontology annotation, biological process: response to light stimulus; gibberellin biosynthetic process. The record is from RefSeq and is a predicted model, not a curated record. The transcript is spliced from 2 exons. NCBI's taxonomy places the organism in Eukaryota, Viridiplantae, Streptophyta, Magnoliopsida, Fabales, Fabaceae. The coding region runs from base 50 to 1114 and encodes 354 amino acids. Gene Ontology annotation, molecular function: gibberellin 3-beta-dioxygenase activity.
AGAAGCAAUCAAAUUAAAGCCACCCUAAAGUUUUGAAAAAAAAAAUAAUAUGGCCACUCUAUCUGAGGCCUAUAGAGAGCAUCCUCUUCACCUUAGACACAUUAUCCCUUUAGACUUUUCUUCAAUUCAAACCUUACCUGAUUCCCACGCAUGGGUUCAUGAUCAUGAUCGCGAUUCUGUUCAGGAACAGAAUCGCGACCAUGAUCAUGAUGAUGAUGGGGGAAUUUCAUCCAUACCCAUUAUCGAUCUCGCGGAUCCGAAUGCAAUGGAGCUCAUGGGGAUGGCGUGUGAGAAUUGGGGUGCCUUCCAAUUGAAGAACCAUGGUGUUUCAAUGAGUGAUAUUGAAGAGGUUGAGAAAGAAGCUAAGAGGUUCUUUGAUCUUCCAACGGAUCAAAAAUUGAAGGCAUUAAGAUCACCUGGUGGGGCCACAGGGUAUGGAAGGGCAAGAAUUUCACCAUUUUUUCCAAAGUUCAUGUGGCAUGAAGGUUUCACCAUCAUGGGUUCUCCAUCUUCAGAUGCUAAGAAGAUUUGGCCUAAUGAUUAUCAAACGUUUUGUGAUAAGAUAGAGAUCUUUCAAAAGCAAAUGAAGGCACUAGCUGAGAAACUAACAAGAAUGAUAUUCAACUUAUUAGAAAUUCCAGAGCAAGAAAAAAAGUGGGUUGGUUCAACCAACUCGAAUAACGGAGCCAUUCAACUAAAUUUCUACCCGGUUUGUCCUGAGCCGAACCGGGCCAUGGGUUUAGCCCCUCACACGGACACAUCCCUAUUCACAAUCCUCCACCAAAACCAAACCAAUGGCCUCCAAAUUUUUAAAGAAGGGAAGGGUUGGGUUCAUGUAAACCCUAACCCUAAUUCCCUUAUUGUUCACACCGGUGAUUUCUUGCACAUUAUUUCUAAUGCAAGGUUUAAAUGUGCACUUCACCGUGUGGUUGUGAAGAGAACAAAAAAACGUUACUCUGUGGCUUAUUUCCAUAAUCCACCAUUGGAUUAUGUGAUUUCUCCAUUGGUGGUGAAUUCUAAUGAUGCAAGAUUUCGUAGGGUUAGUGUGAAGGAGUAUUUUGGGAUUAAGGCAAAGAAUUUUGGUGAAGCACUUUCUUUGAUUAGUACUAGCUAGCUAGCUAAUUACAAGGAUUAUUGAAUUCAAAUGUGUUCAUUAUUAAGCUCCA